AUGAAAAUCCUCAGUCUUAUUUCAAUUGCAGCUGUUUUAAAUAAUCUUACGCCUGUACAUGCCGCUGAUACGUGGAAUUAUCAAUGUGGUCCAGCAGUUAUUCAUGGAAGUUACGUACAAGAUUGUGUUAACUCCUACCACAAAUAUAUAAUGCCAAGUGUGACUAGAGAUUACGGACCCAACGAAUAUUUUAAAACGGCCACUUUCCCGGUUAAAUAUUUCCAUAACGGUGCAUAUAUGGAUGUUCAGGUUUCAGCAGAUUUUACAAUUCUUAAGGAAAUUACUAAAGUUAAAGCUUCGGCUCUCGGGCAAGAGAUUGAAUGUCAUCCAACAAAGAAGGUGCCUGAAUUUGUGAACGCAACAUAG
Blumeria graminis f. sp. triticale is the source of this 366-nucleotide messenger RNA. The record is from the annotation of a GenBank genome assembly. Lineage: Eukaryota; Fungi; Ascomycota; Leotiomycetes; Helotiales; Erysiphaceae.